Molecule: messenger RNA, 2724 nt
Organism: Malania oleifera
Lineage: Eukaryota; Viridiplantae; Streptophyta; Magnoliopsida; Santalales; Ximeniaceae
Product: phosphate transporter PHO1
Exons: 15
Coding region: 81-2489 (802 amino acids)
Biological process (GO): cellular response to phosphate starvation; phosphate ion transport
Cellular component (GO): trans-Golgi network; plasma membrane; cytoplasm
Molecular function (GO): inositol hexakisphosphate binding
Source: RefSeq, a predicted model, not a curated record
CUCCCUGUCCAUAUAUCUGAUCACUCAUGGGGCUGUGGGUUUUCUGAGCAGACCCAGAAAUCUAGAGAGAGAGAGCUGAGAUGGUGAAGUUUUCGAAGGAGCUGGAAGCACAGCUAAUCCCAGAAUGGAAGGAAGCCUUUGUGAAUUACUGGCAGCUGAAGAAAUACAUUAAGAAGAUCAAGCUCUCAACAUCAAAACCCCCCCACCCAAUUAAGCCCUCCUUCAAUUUCCCCUCCUCCUUUCUUCUCCAUCCCUUUCGCUCUCUCCACACACACAUCUCUGAAAAAUCCCAACACAAAUCUUCAGAUCACAUCAUUCAGCAGGUGAAGUCAAAAAGUACUACAGACGCUGCCGAUGAAGAGCGAGAACCUAAAGAUGAACAAGAAGAAGAGCAUCUGCAUGAAACUGAACUCCGUCAGUUCUUUUCUAAAGAAGAUGAGGUGGGAUAUUUUUUUGAGAAUCUGGAUGUAGAGGUGGACAAAGUGAAUAAGUUUUACAGGAGCAAGGAGAGUGAGUUUUUGGAGAGAGCCGAGAUUCUAAAUAAGCAACUUCAAACCCUUCAAGACCUCAAACAAAUUUUAUCCGAUCGACGCCGAAAGUCUACUGCAGGAAUCUUUCCCAAUCAUUCUUACUCAUCAUCUACUCGAAGCUUCGGUUACACCUCAGAAAGCCCCGGGGAGCCCAACGGAACACCUGGAAACAUCGCACCGGCGGAGGACGGAACGGCGGCGGCGGAUGAAAGGAACUGCGUCAAUUUGGCGGCGUCGGCCGCGAGAGCGAAGACGAGGAGUGGGCAUAAUAUGGGGAGGAUUGGGAUGACAAGGAUCGAAAUUCCGGCGACGACGCCGGCGCGAACCAUAACGGCGGUGACAUCCAUGUUGUGGGAGGAGUUAAUCGUAAACAAUAAUAAUAAUAAUAAAAAUAGUCCAAAGAAAGAUAAUCAAGGGGGGUCGGCAGAUUUCAUAAACAGAAAGAAGAUACAGUGUGCAGAAAAGAUGAUCAGAGGAGCCUUUGUGGAACUCUACAAAGGCCUUGCUCUCCUCAAAACUUACAGCUCGUUGAAUAUGGUGGCAUUUGUGAAGAUUCUCAAGAAAUUUGAUAAGGUAUCAAACCAACAAGCAUCAGCAAACUACCUGAAAGCAGUAAAGAGAUCCCAUUUCAUUAGUUCUGAUAAGGUGGUGAGACUAAUGGAUGAAGUGGAGUCCAUAUUCACAAAGCACUUCGCCAACAGUGAUAGGAAAAAGGCAAUGAAAUUCUUAAGACCCCAACAGCAGAAAGAUUCUCACAUGGUCACCUUCCUUGUUGGGCUGUUCACAGGUUGUUUUGUGACUCUAUUUUGUGUGUAUGCAAUCUUGGCACACUUAACUGGAUUGUUUUCCAUCCGAACUAAUCAACCAGCCUACAUGGAAGUUGUAUACCCUGUUUUUAGCAUGUUUGCAUUGCUAAGCUUGCAUAUAUUCAUGUAUGGAUGCAACGUGUUGAUGUGGAAGACUACAAGGAUCAACUACAACUUCAUCUUUGAAUUCUCUCCCACCACAGCUCUCAAAUACAGAGAUGCAUUCCUCAUAUGCACCUCCUUCAUGACCAUGGUGAUUGGAGCCAUGGUUGCCCACCUCAUUUUACGUGACGCUGGGUUUUCUCCCCAACAAGUUGAUGUCAUUCCUGGACUCCUCCUUCUGCUUUUCAUUGCCCUCCUCAUUUGCCCAUUUAACAUCUUCUACCGCCCAACUCGAUACUGCUUCAUACGAACCUUACGCAACAUCGCUUGCUCUCCCUUUUAUAAGGUUUUGAUGGUAGACUUUUUUAUGGCUGACCAACUCACUAGCCAGAUUCCAUUGUUGAGGCACAUAGAAUCCACAGCUUGCUACUUUGUAGCUGGUAGCUUUAAAACCCACCAAUUUGAAACAUGCAAGUCUGGAAAGCCAUACAGGGAGCUUGCUUAUGUUAUCUCCUUCUUGCCAUAUUAUUGGCGUGCCAUGCAGUGCGCGAGACGAUGGUUCGAUGAGUGUGACACGAAUCACUUGGCCAACUUGGGGAAGUAUGUUUCGGCCAUGGUGGCUGCGGGCGCUCGAUUGACGUAUGCACGACAGCCAACCCAGUUGUGGAUGAUCAUAGUUCUGGUCACUUCUGUCGUUGCUACACUUUACCAAUUGUACUGGGACUUUGUCAAAGACUGGGGACUCCUUCACCCAAACUCCAGGAACCCAUGGCUUAGGGAUGAUUUGAUUCUAAAGAAAAAAGGCAUCUAUUACAUCUCCAUUGUCUUGAAUUUGGUUUUGAGGGUUGCUUGGGUUGAGACAGUAACCCGAUUCAACAUCGGGAUGUUUGAGUCACGGUCCCUGGACUUUCUUGUGGCUUCUUUAGAGGUUAUUCGGCGCGGGCAUUGGAAUUUUUACAGGUUGGAGAAUGAACAUUUGAACAAUGUGGGCAAGUUUAGGGCAGUGAAGACUGUUCCUUUACCAUUCAGGGAGACUGAUUCUGAUGGUUGAGAAAGUUGGCAACACAGAUGUAUAUAUACUUUCUGCAAGCGCGGGAGGAGAAAGAGAUAUCCCCAUUUUACUUUGGCAAUGCUGUAGAUUAUUUCCCUCAUCAAGAAUUUGGACUGUAAGGUCCAUGGCGUACUCAAGAAAGAAUGCAGCUAAGGACAUUUGAUUUUGUAACUUUGUACAUUCAUCUAUUUUUAACUUUGAUUCAAUAAUAAAAAUGUAAUGUCAAAUUUUCAUC